Galdieria sulphuraria is the source of this 1348-nucleotide messenger RNA. RefSeq lists its product as hypothetical. The transcript has 6 exons. The record is from RefSeq and is a predicted model, not a curated record. NCBI's taxonomy places the organism in Eukaryota, Rhodophyta, Bangiophyceae, Galdieriales, Galdieriaceae. Bases 40 to 861 code for a protein of 273 amino acids.
CCAAGGGAGAGAGAAAUUGAGAUCGAGAGCACGACUGAAAUGCAAGUGACGGAGCAGAGUAACUUUCGUUCUGAAGCCUUGACUAGAAAGAAAAAUUUCACCAUCUCAGAAGAACAAAACGAUCAAAUACUUGAAGGAAAAUCAAUAUCAGAGAGGUUAUGGGGUCAACUAGAAGAACUUGAAAAGUUGGAGAAUCAAACACAAGAACAUGUUGACGGGUUCCACCAGAAACGAAAAAAGGAAGAGUUCAACGUUGACCCUCAAGAAGAGAAUUGUGAGGACGAUUCACUCAAAAAGAGUCCACGGAAAUCCACGGGAGUUACUCCAAAGUUAGAGUCUCUGAAACUCUCUAGACAAAAAGAGGAUAGCGUUAAAAGACUAGAAGAAUUUGACCUUGCCUCACUCAUUGAGCAGGAGUUGAGCAAACAACAGUUUGUUUUAGAAUCUAGUCACUCUGAAGAACCAACCAAACCAUUUGCAAACAAAAAAGAAGUUGAUACGAUUCAAGAUGAGGAGGAAUGCGACUCUCAUUCAGGUUGUGAUAUCAAUGAAUGGGUGACCGGAUGCCAGUGUGACAAAUGUCAUAAGAACUUGUCAUGCGUAGGAUGCGGAAAGAAGGGUUGCUCAAACUGCUUGGAAUGCUGUGGCGAAUGUGGAAGCUAUAUUUGUGGUAAUGAUAGCGUGCGUGAAGUUGAAGGAUGCAGCCUGAAGUGUGUCAUUCAUCGAAGAGUAUUUUGUCCUAAUUGUGUUGGAUUCUGUGAUAGCUGUCUAGAAGUAGUAUGUCCGAAUGAUUUGACAGUUUGUUAUGGUUGCGACGAAAGAUACUGUUCACGUUGCAACGAUUGUCCGAACUGUGUCUAGUUGUGGAUUUCUGAAGAGCUCUAACAGUUUGGCCUAUUUGUAAAGAAUUUUUUCAGGAUAUUCUAGUUGAGUGUUUGUCAGGGUGAAUCAUUUUCAUGUUCGACGUUGUUACAUAUUACAGCUGAGCUUAUAGAUUUGAUACACACUGUAGCGUCUAUUCUUACUUCUUUUCAGCAUUUUCAUCACAGAGAAUUAAGUUUGUUGCAGUAAGUUGGCUUCGAAGUUAUAAACAUUAUACUCAUAGACUUGAACCAACUGCUUCGACAGAGUGUGCUUCAGCAUCUAUAGGAACUGUAUGCCGACAGACUCGAAAUUGUCUAAGAGAAGAGCUUUUCUCUCUAUAUAGAGACAUUCUAGAAUGUUUGAAAUAACAGCUUGGAGUCUUCUACUAAAACUAGAUAGGAUACAAAAAUGUCAGUGUAUAGUGACGUAACAGAGUUUAUAUGAUGACAGUCCUUUAUGGAGAAAUAAAAGGAAUAUGUUUUCU